AAAUGCAUGAAAUUAAUGGGUGUCAUUGUGUCAAAAGGUCAAAACUGUCCGUCGAGUCUACCUGGCUUCUCGCCCUUCCGCUCAUCACUCAUAAGUACCCUGCUGCUGCUUCAGCUCUUCCCUCAAUAUUCAGAUCUGCCAAAGCUUUUCUUCUCUUCCUCAGCCAUGGUCCCCAAACCCUUCAUUGUAUCUUCUCCCUCAUACCUAUCCUCUCCCUCUCCUUACGUCCCUCGUCGUCUCUCCGUUUCCUCCGUCAGAAUCGAAGACAAACCCCAGACCCAAUCCGUCGAAAUCACCCCACCAUUGCCUCCACCGACCCCACCCGCCAUAACUCCUCCUCCGCCACCACCCUCCACCACCUCUACCCAGAAGACCGUAUCAGAACCAGAAGCUUUCAGAAGGGUGGUAAAGAGAAGACCGGCAGAACAAUCCUUCCCUGCCUUGAUUUUCAAUUCCUUUGACACCAUCAUCAACAAUUUCAUAGACCCACCGAUCAAACCUUCCGUCGAUCCUAAAUGUGUCCUUUCCAGCAACUUCGCUCCCGUCGACGAACUUCCUCCGAUUGAAUGUGACAUCAUUGAAGGCUCGCUCCCUCCUUGUCUGGACGGUGCCUACAUUCGAAACGGUCCUAACCCACAAUUCCUCCCUCGUGGACCUUACCAUCUCUUCGACGGCGAUGGCAUGCUUCACUCCAUUCUCAUCUCUCAAGGCAAAGCCACUCUGUGUAGUAGAUAUGUUAAAACCUAUAAAUACAACGUCGAGAACCAAGCUGGGUAUCCUCUGUUUCCCAACGUGUUCUCUGGCUUCAAUGGCCUCGUUGCUUCUGCGGCCCGUGGGUCCCUCACCGCAGCUCGAGUCUUGACUGGUCAGUACAAUCCUGUUAAUGGAAUUGGCCUCGCCAACACCAGCUUGGCUCUGUUUGGGAAUCGUCUCUUUGCUUUGGGAGAGUCUGAUCUUCCUUAUGAAGUCAAAGUGACACCGAAUGGAGAUGUAGAGACUCUUGGUCGUCAUGAUUUCGAUGGCAAGCUUUUCAUGAGUAUGACUGCACAUCCCAAAGUAGACCCAGACACCGGUGAGGCCUUCGCUUUCCGUUACGGCCCUGUUCCUCCGUUCCUCACCUAUUUCCGCUUCGAUUCCGACGGUGUCAAGCAGCCUGAUGUGCCCGUUUUCUCCAUGAUCCGCCCCGCUUUCUUGCAUGACUUCGCCAUCACCAAGAAAUACGCCAUCUUCGUGGAUAUACAGUUAGGAAUGAACCCUCUUGACAUGCUUGCCGGGGGCUCUCCGGUGGGCUCAGACUCGUCGAAGGUUUCGAGAAUCGGAGUGCUUCCCCGGUACGCCAAAGACGAGUCUCAGAUAAAAUGGUUCAAUGUUCCUGGGUUCAAUGUCAUUCACGCCAUUAACGCUUGGGACGAUGAAGAUGGAAACGGUAUAGUUCUGAUAGCACCGAAUAUUCUAUCCGUCGAACACACGCUGGAGAGAUUGGAGCUGAUUCACGCCUUGGUAGAGAAAGUGAGGAUCGAUCUUAGAACAGGGAUUGUGACGAGACAACCAAUUUCAGCAAGAAAUCUGGACUUCGGAGUGAUUAAUCAAGCUUAUUUGGGAAAGAAGAACAAGUUCGUGUACGCGGCGAUUGGGGAUCCGAUGCCGAAAAUCUCAGGGGUGGUGAAGCUGGACGUGUCGAGAGGAGACGAAAGACGUGACUGCACGGUGGGGUGCAAAAUGUUCGGAGAAGGGUGCUACGGCGGAGAGCCAUUCUUCGUGGCUAGAGAUCCAGAGGACGCAGAAGCAGAGGAAGACGAUGGGUAUGUGGUGACAUACGUGCACGAUGAGAAGAAGGGAGAGUCGAAGUUCUUGGUGAUGGAUGCCAAGUCGCCGGAGCUUGAUGUGGUGGCGGCGGUGACGCUGCCCCAGCGAGUUCCUUACGGAUUUCAUGGGCUUUUCGUGAGGGAAAGUGAUCUGAGGAUGCUUUGGUGAUGAACUGAGGAUGAUCAUUCAUGUUCAUGGGACCCAGCCACUGUCACUGUGGAAAAAUACUGUUCAGACAUAUACAUCACAGGUUAUGCCGUUAUGGAUAAAGUUUGGUGUUAUUUCUUUCUUUUUAAUGCUUUUUUCUUUUGGCUCUUUAUUAAAAUUUGUACCAGUCACAGGAACUCCAUAACGUAUACUUACAUUA
Prosopis cineraria is the source of this 2173-nucleotide messenger RNA. RefSeq names its product probable carotenoid cleavage dioxygenase 4, chloroplastic. The record is from RefSeq and is a predicted model, not a curated record. Lineage: Eukaryota; Viridiplantae; Streptophyta; Magnoliopsida; Fabales; Fabaceae. The transcript has a single exon. Gene Ontology annotation, molecular function: carotenoid dioxygenase activity. The coding region runs from base 7 to 1974 and encodes 655 amino acids. Gene Ontology annotation, cellular component: chloroplast stroma. Gene Ontology annotation, biological process: carotene catabolic process.